Messenger RNA from Trichoderma breve, 336 nucleotides. RefSeq lists its product as uncharacterized. NCBI's taxonomy places the organism in Eukaryota, Fungi, Ascomycota, Sordariomycetes, Hypocreales, Hypocreaceae. The transcript has a single exon. The record is from RefSeq and is a predicted model, not a curated record. Bases 1 to 336 code for a protein of 111 amino acids.
AUGGCUACUGAUAAUAAUGCUGCCGAAGAUCUCCAGAAGAUCAACAACCAAACGCUGGGGACAGAUGGGAAUGCUUUUCCAGUUGUAACCCUUCCUGGUGGCCAAAAGGUCCCAACUGGCACUGUGGGAGCACUUCUCGUCAACAUCAAGACAUACGAUGCAGGCAAUGAUGAUGAGAGAAAGAGCAUAGAACCAGCAAUUCGGGCCGCAAUACCCGUACUCCGGAGCGUUGGCAUGUUUGAUCUCUUUAAGCCGCAGGAAUGGGUUCAAGGGGGAAGCCCAGGGCGGGCUCUCGUCGGAAAACUAGCAAAGGAGCACGGAGAGGCUGAGCAAUGA